CCGGCUCAGCUCAGUUGCCAACUGGCUAUCGUCUGGAGAGGAUCGCUAUCCGGAACUCCACAAUAAAUCACAAUCUCAAGAUGCUGAAACCCGUAACGACUACUCAUCCCGUGGAGCCCGUGGCGAGCGUUAAAAGGUUUCCACGGGAGCUGCUCUAUUUGUGUGCUAUUUUGAUAAUUUUGGUAUCUUUGGCGGCGGGCUAUUCCCUUUGGAUCAUGACCCACUCGAUGAGUGGCACAAACAAAGCCCUGCACAUACUGGAUCGAAGUGAAUGGCAGGGGGAACCCCCGAGCGGAAAGUACCUGCAUCUUAAGCUGCCCGUUUCCAAUGUAAUUAUCCACCACACGGCCACCGAAGGCUGUGACGAUGAGGAGGUUUGCAUUUAUCGGAUGCAAACUAUACAGGCUUUCCAUAUGAAAUCCCUCGACUGGACCGAUAUUGGCUAUAACUUUCUGGUGGGAGGCGAUGGCCAGAUCUAUGUAGGACGUGGCUGGCACAUACAGGGUCAGCAUGUGCGGGGCUAUGGUGCCAUUUCCAUAAGUAUAGCCUUUAUUGGAACCUUUGUGAAUGUGGAGCCACCAGAGCGACAGAUCGAGGCAGCCAGACGGUUGAUGGAGGAGGGAGUUCGUUUGCAUAAAUUGCAUCCGGAUUAUCACAUAUAUGCUCAUCGCCAGCUGAGUCCCACCGAGAGUCCUGGACAGAAGCUGUACGAACUGAUGAAGCAUUGGCCGCGGUUUACAAAGGAUAUUACUUCAUUGCGUCUUCUGAGCAAUGAAACCCUUAAGUUCGUGACUCGUCCAUACUGGCUUGCCCAGCCCCCUACAAAGCCACUGGCUCCUUUGAAACGUCCUGUCAAAAGCGUCAGAUUCGUGUCCACCAAUACUGACGUUUGUGUCACCCAAGCUGCGUGUGUCUUCCAAGUUCGAUUGCUUCAAGGCUUCCACAUCGAAGGCGCCGGAUUGAAUGACAUUAACUUCAACUUUGUGGUGGCAGGAGAUAAGAACAUAUAUGAGGCCCGUGGCUGGGAUCACAGCUGCCAAUCCUUCAAAGACAAGUCGGAUAUCGAUGAAGUGGUGAUAGCUUUUGUAGGCCCACCAAGUGAUAAUAAGAAACUGGCUCUGGAUCUGAUAAAACAGGGCAUUAAACUGGGUCACAUAAGCAAGGAUCACCUUCUAAUCGACGAUACAGAAACAUGAAUCGGGAAACAGGGUGGGAUCAAGGACUUCAUGUGCCAUCCCUGUGCCAUUUCUCAAAGUGAUACUAGUUUAAGAAACAACACAAGAACUCAUAUCGAAUAGGUUACAAUCUCCUUUGUAUUUAUAUAGAAAUAAAACAGAUUUUUAUUAAA
Messenger RNA from Drosophila bipectinata, 1348 nucleotides. It is a transcript of the gene PGRP-LF, whose product is annotated as Peptidoglycan recognition protein LF. Gene Ontology annotation, biological process: peptidoglycan catabolic process. Gene Ontology annotation, molecular function: N-acetylmuramoyl-L-alanine amidase activity; zinc ion binding. NCBI's taxonomy places the organism in Eukaryota, Metazoa, Arthropoda, Insecta, Diptera, Drosophilidae. The record is from RefSeq and is a predicted model, not a curated record.